Messenger RNA from Carcharodon carcharias (great white shark), 7168 nucleotides. Its product is annotated as muscleblind-like protein 3. Gene Ontology annotation, molecular function: metal ion binding. The record is from RefSeq and is a predicted model, not a curated record. NCBI's taxonomy places the organism in Eukaryota, Metazoa, Chordata, Chondrichthyes, Lamniformes, Lamnidae. Bases 1164 to 2276 code for a protein of 370 amino acids. The transcript has 10 exons.
GCGGUUUUAAAGCUAUAACAAAAGCAUACAUGCCGUUAAUAAAUGGUGACAUCUCUUAAUUGGAGAGCAACAAAAGAAAAGGGCUGACAGAAUUGUCCUGGUUCAUUUUCAUCAGCUCAUCAUUACUUGACCACAGAGGACUUUUUAUAUCCUGGAGCUGCUUAGGCUGAGCAUGCUUGCACGGCCCAGCUAUGAAGUUAUGUACAGGAGACGCGCGUUAAUUUAGUUUCAUCAAAUGAUGUCAGUAUUUAAAAUGGCGCUGGUCAUUAUACACCCAUGCUAAGACUUUAGGCAAUUAUCCUGCAUGUUUUUGCUUCGUGCGAUUAGUCUUCUUCUCCUCCAGUUUCACUUUGAAUGUCUGCUCGCUGCUGACUGGCAAUCAGGUUGCUGAAAAGUGCCUUUUCUGAAGAUUCUGCUGCUUGGAUUUCUAACUCGGGCUUUUUUUUCCCUUUUGGCUUUGCUUAAAGCAGCUCUUGGAGACGACAAAUCACCCAUCCUUUUCGUUUCGCCGAACGCCCCAAUUUUUUUCUCCCUGCCUUUUUCACGCUCAACAGCAAGUAUUCCCUCUCUUCUUUCUUUUCUCAUCACUCCAUCUUCAUCUUCCACUGUCUCACGAUCAGUUAAUGCGCGAUCUAGGGAAUAGAGAGAGAGAGAGAGAGAGAGAUCUUCACCUCCCUCUCCCCAAGAGAAGUGAAGCUUAACUGUAAAUUGAAGCACCGACAGCAACAUAUGCUACAAGAGAAUUAAUCAAAACCAGUUACUGGAGAGCACGGAAUUCCAUUGACAGGCUGCUGCUACCUUCAGAUAACUUCUUCACUUGGCACAAAAGGCGAUAUAUUUUUCUGCCAACGCACAUCUAAAGGGGCUAACCCGUUAAUCGAUGCCCGCCUGUUUGUGUGAUGAAUUCUUUUUAAUUUAAGAUUGGCUCUUUGACCGAUGUCAUGUUUCUGCACAGCGAUCUGACUAACUGAAAACCUAAGUGCUGAGAAGAAAAAAAGAAAUAUAUUUUUUAACCAAAGGAACGACUUUAUUUGUUAAGUUAUAAUUUUAACUUACUUUUAUACACUUUUUUCUUAAACUGGUACUGUUCUUGGGGGGGUGGGACAGAAUAAAAGUAAAGUGGGGGGGAUUCGAUUACCCACAUAUCCUUUCAAUUUCCUAAUAUGGCUGUGAAUGUUUCAAUGAUCCGUGACACAAAAUGGCUGACAUUGGAAGUGUGUCGGGAAUUCCAGAGAGGGACUUGUUCCCGGUCCGAUGCGGAAUGCAAGUUUGCCCAUCCUUCACGAAGUUGCCAUGUUGAAAAUGGCCGUGUCAUUGCCUGCUUCGAUUCAUUGAAGGGACGUUGCACUCGGGAAAACUGCAAAUAUCUCCACCCACCCCCACACUUGAAAACGCAGCUGGAGAUCAAUGGACGGAACAAUCUAAUCCAGCAGAAGACUGCAGCAGCCAUGCUCGCACAGCAGAUGCAAUUCAUGCUGCCAGGCACACAGCUGCAGCCAAUGACGACAUUUCCUGUUACUCCAUCUUUAGCAACAAAUCAUACAAUGGGUCUUAAUCCCUACCUGAGUCACAUGACCCAUGGGAUGGGAUUGGUUCCAACAGAACUGCUACCAAACACACCUGUCCUGGUGUCAGGGAAUCCCACUGUUACAGUCCAAGGAAACACAGCUUCACAGAAACUAAUACGAACAGACAAAUUGGAGGUUUGCAGGGAGUUUCAGCGUGGAAAUUGCACUCGGGGUGAAAAUGAUUGCCGCUACGCACACCCCCUCGAAAUGGCAAUGAUCGAUUCGAAUGAAAACACUGUCACAGUUUGCAUGGAUUAUAUCAAGGGCCGUUGCUCACGGGAGAAGUGCAAGUACUUUCACCCGCCCGCACAUCUGCAAGCCAAAAUAAAGGCCGCUCAGCACCAGGUGAAUCAGACUGCAGCCGCUGCCAUGGCCCUCCAGCCUGGUGCCCUCCAACCUUUACCAAAGAGGCCAGCACUUGAAAAAACCAAUGGUGCCACCACAGUGUUUAACCCCAGUGUUUUCCACUACCAACAGGCUCUAGCUAAUAUGCAGCUGCAACAACCAACAUUCAUCCCAACAGGCUCAGUGUUGUGCAUGACUCCCACUGCAAGUGUUGUACCCAUGAUGCACGGCGCUACGCCCACCACUGUGUCCGCAACAACACCUGCUACCAACGCUCCCUUCGCAGCAACAGCAACAGCCAAUCAGAUGCCCAUUUUAUCAAUAGAUGAACUCAGUAGCAGCAUGUUUGUUACACAGAUGUAGACGUUACGAAUAGAACAGACAUCAUGUUGAAAUAAUGAACAGCACACUGGUGGAAAACCAGAACAUGUCCUUGGGAAGCUGCACAUGGCCUUUGUGUACAUACUCCCAUCAUCCCCAUGCUACCACCUCCACAGUAAGCCUACCACAGCCUACAUGCUAACUAAAACCAAAAUGAUGGGAAUGUCAAGAAGAAAAACAAAAAGCACUAUAAAAACGUCAAGUAAAUUUACAUACUCCUGUUAGACACUACUUAUAUGUAGUAAUUAAAUGAGAUAUACUACUGCUUAUAUCUCAUUGCUGUAACACAUUUAUAAUCAAUUCAUGGUAAUAGUGAUAAGCAUUUUCAACGUAUGAAGACUGUUGGUUUAAUGUAUAUUAUCAAUAGAAAUUGUUUAUCCGUCUCAAUUUUUAUGUAAGAGUGUUAUCUUAACUGAAUGUUAAGUUUACAUUGGAAUAAAAAGUAGUUUUGUUUUUAAGGAAAUGUCUUUCGUGAAACAGGUUCCCCAAUAGCCUCCUACUUGGUCACCAUGUUUCCCAUUUAGCCCUUAUUACAAACAAAAAAUGAAUGUUAAUAAGAAACAGGACAAAAACAAUUGAAAUAGAGAGUGACAAUGAACUCCAGUCCUUACUGUGUGUCCGAUUUCCAAUUAUGCCUUGUCUAUGUAACAUCAAGUUUUAUAAACUUAGAAAAUGUAUCCAGAUUUAACAGACAUGUUUUGUAUAGCAAUAUUUUCAGUGUAAAUAUUGAUGCAUGCUUCACAAACACACCUACACUCUGAUAUUAGCUGGUUAUGGGCAGGAGCCUCUGAAUGGGCGUGCAGUUCUCAACUAUAUAAACAUUUCUAGUAGAAAAUUCAAGAUCUUACAAAAAGACUAUAUAAGCAUCACUGUCUGUGUAGACAUAUGAAACUUAUAUAAUUGACAGAUAUGUGCCAGAGUCAAUCUAUCACAUUGGCAAGUUACUGAAUAAUUGUACCUGAGGACCUCGAAACAGUCUAUUGUAAAGAAAAGACUGAUUUUUCUGCUAAUGGCAUGCUUUUUACUGCAAAUAUUUUUGUCCUGUUUUUCCUUCUGAACUGUUGUGAUGAAAUAGGCCUGGCUAUUGGGGAAUAGCCUUGCACGUGUUUGUGUGUUCUCUCAUUUCUAUUGCUGGUCAGAACCUCUUCCUUCACACUGUGUUCCAGUGCCUCAGAGAAAGCCGGGUGAGUGUCACUAAGCUUGAGUGAAUGUGGUAUAUCGAGGGUGUUAAAGGGACCCUGGUUCUUUGAAGCUAAAUCAAAUGCUUCGUUGUCGCCUCUGUGCUUCACUAUCAAGGUACAGGAUGUCUUUUCUGGCCACGGUAGACCUAUGACACAUUGAUAGUGGGCUGUUGUAGUCCCGCACUGCGUUUGGUGGCAUCAGCUAGGAAUAGACAGCUUCAGAUUACAGAUCAGUAUGUCAGCAAAGCUGUGGAAGCAUUCUAAUUAUGGUGGAGACUCAAUAUUCAAUCCUUUAAAUUGACUGGGCUGAGGAUUGGAAAACUGUUUGAAAUUGUCCAUGUUAAUACAUCUCAGAGCUGUGGGAUCCCAACUGAUCUCAUCCAGUUAAAGAGUCGAUUAAAAGUAACACUGUGUGAGGGAGGCAGCUCGUGUUCCCUUCAUUUGGAUCCUUGCUUGUGAUCCAAGGGUCUGGUUUAAUUUGCUUUUGGUUUGUUACACUGGGCAACAUUCAAGGCGAUGCCAUUAAAUGCAGUGCAUGUUCAGAAUCCAUUUCAGAGCUGCACUUGUGUCAUAAGCUGUAGAAGAUCACUGUGAAUGUACACUCGCAGCUUGACUAGUGUGUGGUGAUUACAGGGUUGAGGUAGGUGUUGUCUCUGAGCAUUAAGAGAUAUGCAACUGAAAAGUUCAUUAUCUUCAAUGGAGCAAUCCUUCGAACUGGCUCAGUACUUCAAACCAUCACCCCUUUAGCCUCCCAAAUCACUCACAUCACCAUUCCCCAGCCUACAAUGCAGGGUGUGUAAAAUGUAAAUCUGGAAUUUAAAAUAACUUCCCAUUUCAAGAAAGGUCAGAGGUUCCUGCUGAUAAAAAGACAGACAUGGAGGAUGUUUAGGGUAGUUUAAUGAGGUGCCUCGGAUGCUUCAGCAUCACUGGCAAAUUAAAAAUUAAAAAGGGUUAAAAGCAACGAAAGCUCAAAGCACUAGUGUCGCCAAAUGCAAUUUAAAAAGAGGCAAAAAAGCGCCAUUUCAGAAGCCGCACUAAGAGAAAACAAUACUAAAUGUGCAAUGAAUUAUUCCAAAUGAUUUGUUUAAUUGAAAAAAUGGAAGUCGUCAGACUAUAAAUGUCAUUAGCUCGUGUGCAUUCUUCAUAACAGUCACGUUGAUUGAAAGUGACUCUAAAUAAGAAUUUUCAGCAUCACCGACUCAUUUCUUUGUAUCACAUUGCGGGAUGGCUGGAAUCUGGUGCCCAGCGCACUGGUUUUCACCACUUCGUCUCAUCUCACACCACCUCAUCAUCCAACAUCUCUGUUUACAUCAUCCACAGUUCUGUUUUCUUUUUUUCUUUUUGUUUAGUUUUCUCAGCCUUAUGCAAAUGAUAUGCAAGAAAUCCUGAACCUUGGAUAAAACGGGUCACACUGAGGGAAAGUGGAAAGAAGAGGGUAGAGGACAGAGACAGGGAUUUUUCCAGUUGGGCUGGACAAAUUUAGAAUUAACGUUCUGUUUCCAUCGCAGCAAAAAGUGCAACACAAAGCUAGGAGAAGGAUAGGAAUCAAGCACACCAGUGCUUCUCCUGCUACUGAAAUGAUUAAAUGGCAGAGUCAUAGUACACCAGCCACAUGUUCCAUUAGCUACAUGGGAAUUUGAGUUAAUGUAGUUUGCAAACUCUGUUAGUGUAUCUGACAGAAUUAUAUAGUACUACAUUUCUUCACCCUUGUGUGUUUCACAGUACUGUACGCUGAGAACGGAAAAAUCUUUGGGAACAAAGUUCCAUUCCUCUCAGAAGGAUCAGCGAGAUUUGACUUGAUUAACUGUGUGCCUGUAAAAGGGCCUUAGAUGCUAUAAUGGUUUAAAACGAUAUAAUCUAUAGACGUUUGAGCCGAUAGCCUAAUCUAAAUGUCAGUACAUUACAGCACACGGUGUACUAUCAGUGAUAAGACUCAAGUCUAAAUUUUUCUUUUCUACCACUAAUCGCUGUCGUUUCUCUACUCUACAUUGAUUACUUAGUUUUAAUUACAGUCAAUUAAGAACUAACAAUUUAAAUCUGAGGGAGUGUUAAUAAAAGUUUGGUUUUAACAUUUGUAUUUGAAACCAUUUAUUAAUUCAUUAAAAGUCAUUUAUUUUAUGCUAACCUUCACUGGGAUAUGGUAAAAAGUUUAAUACAAUACAUACCUAGUUUGUGUAGUUUACAUUUUAGAAUAAAAUUAACUUUGUAUGUAACUCUUACAAUGAUAGAUUCAUUGUUAACUAAUUAUGAUAUUGAGUUGUUGCUAUGGCAACAAAACUACAACAUGGCUACCUUUGUAUAAAUUAUUUGUGAAUUUUCACUUGUAAUUUUAAAAAAAUGUACAUCGGCAUGAACUUUAAAAAAAAGGUACAGUUAGACACACUCAGGCCAAGAGAAAUGAUAUCCUUUGACUAUUUUGAAUACCCAAAGUUCCACUCAAAACAUACUUGAGACCUGAAUCUGUGUCUGUAUGUCCCUUUCUCAAAGAGGUUUACAACACAUGGAUUUAGAACCGGGUUUUAUAAUGAGUUGAAAGCGUGGUACAGUGUUGUAAAAAAAAACAAAACUCUGAAAAAUCUGAGAAUGCUGCAGUUUGACUGAUUUGACCUGUUAGUGUACGAUUGUGUGUGACACAUCUUUUUUUUUGCACUUAUGUACAUAGUUAAAAGAAAUAUUCAGAUCUUAUUUUGAAUAAAAAAAGGAACUGUGUUAAAUACAGAAAAGUUUGUUAAGGUAAAUAAGGUCGGCAUUGCUAAAGGCUUUGGAAAAAAGAAACGAGGAACAGUUUUUGCUAUAAAACUUAUCUGGAAGCAUGAUAGCGCUUUGCUGUUGAGAAAAGCUUUGUAGUUUGCCAUAGCUUUACUGUACAAUGAAUGAGAACAACACACUGAGUUCUAGAGUUUAGAAUCAAGCCUUCAGCAGCCAGAUACAAUCCUACUGUUGAAAUGGUCUAAACAGUAAAAAAAAAUAUUCAAAUAAAUUAGCCAUCAACACACAAAAGAACAGAUGAAUUGCAAGAUGAAAAAUAAACAAUCAUGUUACACUGAUUUCAAAGGUUCAAGUUCUAUAAUACUGUACACAGAUGCAAUCUGAUGGUGGAAGCCUACUGAUUUUGUUGCCAUGGCUGCUGUAUCCUAGCAACUGAGGGAAUGAGUAUCCCUGCUCAUGGGUUGCUUUGGAAACCUGUAAGCAGGACCUGUGCCUUUGUUCACUUAGCGUGCAUCUCGUUGUCACUUUCUAGGCUCGUCCUGCACGAGAGGCAGAUUUCUCUAUCUCAAACAGUGAUUUGAAAUCUCUGUCUACAGACUAGGGAGCAGAUACGUACCUGCUUGUGACUGCUGAGGUGGGUCAGAAUGUGAUUUCAACCCCGCACUUAAUCUGAGACCUCCUCUCUACUACACACCUCACAUUAGGCAAAGAAAAGACAUUGAAAUGAAGCGAAUGGAGCUUUUACCUUUUAAGACAAGGUCCCAAAAUUGCACAGAAGUUAAAGCUGUUCAUUCCCUCAACUGCUACAAGCAAGAUAGUAGCUUUGAAUUUCUUUUCUCUUUAGAUUUCUGCCAAUUUAGCUCGCUGUAGUGCUUGUACGUGCUUUAGAUAAGAUGUGCUGUAUGCUACAUAUUUCAGUAUUUUACUUAUAUUGCCAUUGUUUAAUUUCUGACCUUUUAAAAAAAAAUAAAGUGCUUAAAACGG